UCGCCCGUGUUCCAUUUUUCCAUUGUGUUUUCAGGGAGCGAGAGUUAAACAGAAACACUGCAAUUGCAAAAAUUGGGCUUUUUCGACAUAGCAGAAUAUCAACCAAUUCCAUGACUCCAUGAUGUGGUUGUAUGUUUGUCCUCACGCUAAACUGGGAACUGUAGAUCUUAAUCAUAGGUGACCAUGCAUGUCGUGAAAACUGUCCUUGUUAAGGCUGGUUUAUUUGCAUCAGGAUCUGCCAAAGCAUAUUUUACAUUGUGUGUGUGUGUGUACCAGAUCAGCCCCUUUUAGAUUAUGCUAAUCCUCCACUUCCUCCUGUGUGUGUCAUGUUCAACCCUAGCCAGCUCUUUGGAAAGUGAAUUAUUUCCAUAUCUAUUUCUGAACUGCAUAUGGAUCAGAUUAUUUCCAAAUCCUUCCAACUAAUCCUUGGUGAUUCACUUGAUGCCUAAUGUGUUUUAUCAGUCAAUCCUGCUUCAAUGGUUGAGCUGUCCCUGGAGCGCUCCAAACUGUCUGCUAUUUCCUAACCAUGCAGUCGCCCUCGCUGUGAUGAUUGCAUAAACAGACCUUUUUUCGUUCUUUUUUUUAUUGAAGGCUUCACUGUAACAGUACAGUGUAGCAUCAUGAUGAAGAGUUUCCUGCUGGCAGCCUGGAUUCUAUCAGCCUUGUUCAGUUUUUCCUCGUGCCAGGAACGUCAGUACCACUUUAUCAAACAGUCCCUGAAUUGGGAUGAGGCUCAGACAUACUGCAGAAAGCACCACACGGACCUGGCUACCAUCGGAAACUCUAAAGACAUGAAGCAAUUCCUCGACAUCGAUUCGUUUACUGAUGGCAACGUCUGGAUCGGUCUGCACAGCAACAUCAACUGGACGUGGUCUGGAGUACUGAACAGUGUCGGGUCCCAGUACAGAAACUGGGAGAGUUCCGAUGACGAUCCCGACUUUAUUUCAGCCAAUCAGUUCUGUGUGUGCAUCGGAGACAAUGGAGGAUGGUGGGACUACAACUGUGCGAAAGAAUUCCCAUUUAUUUGUUAUAACGCAAAGACGACUGAAUUUGUGGCUGUGAAUGAAGAAAUGAAUUGGUCCAAUGCUCGGACGUACUGUCGGCAGAAAUUCACAGACCUAGCCACAAUUGGGAACAUCACAGAGAACCAACGGGUUCAAACCCUGGUACCGACUGGAUACUGGGCAUGGACUGGUCUAUAUAGAGACGAAAACAUUUACUGGUCUGAUCAGAGUAGCUUUGGGUUCAGCAACUGGGAUAACAAAUCGAAUCUUAUUGGUUCUGAAACACGGAUGUGCGGAGCUACGUCUAAGGCAAGAUCUGCAAAAUGGAAGUUUUUACCCUGUCAAGAACGAAUGCCAUUUGUGUGCUACUCGUUCAAAGUGAUGAGGAGAAUAGUGAAGAUAAAACUGACAAAAACAGAUGUUUUGGAUCUGAGUGACCCCGAACAGAAAGUCCAACUCCUGAGGAAGCUCCAGGAAAAAUUAGGUGAAAGUGCAUCGUUGACGUUCGUUGAGAAGCCAAAGGACAAGAAAAAGACUGAAUUGUAG
Molecule: messenger RNA, 1550 nt
Organism: Gambusia affinis (western mosquitofish)
Lineage: Eukaryota; Metazoa; Chordata; Actinopteri; Cyprinodontiformes; Poeciliidae
Product: C-type mannose receptor 2-like
Exons: 5
Coding region: 621-1550 (309 amino acids)
Source: RefSeq, a predicted model, not a curated record